AUGCCGCAGAACUUCAAAUCCGUGUGGAUUUUCAAAUUUAGAAUGGUUUAUUGGAAUUUUACCUAUGUAGAAUUAACUACUUGGGGCCCAUCUUCAUUUGAUUAUACACCUGGUGAUGGAGAUGACAUUUUGCAAAGUCGAGUUGUUGUUCCUUACAGUUUGAAAUCUGUUGAGGCUCUAUUGUCCUUGUCGAAGACAACUACCUUAGAAGAGCUAACCGAAAUGGUGAAGAAGUGUAAGCAGAUAGUUCUCGAAAUUGACUAGUGCAUAGAAGAGAGAAAAUGGUUAGUAAGAAAAUUGAUUGAACUAAGGUUGCGGGCUCGAGAUCACUGCAGUGCAGCUAUCUGGACAAUGAUCCAGUCGUGAUACAUGUGUAAUGACUGCGGGUACUGCUGCCAUUGGAAGUGCAUAAUAGAUGUUCGCCGAGUCUGUGCCAAUGUCGUAGCAAGUGAGGCUGGAGGAUACAUCUUCACCAAAGAAAUUUGUCCUGAAAUGGGACUCUCCGCUCAAUUGUACAGUUGUGCAGAGUGUCACAUGAAAAUAACAUUCACUUCCACAAAAGUUCGGUCAUUGCCAUGCUUUGGCAGUGCUUUCAGACAUACAGACUCGGGCUACGUUGAACCCAGGCUAUGUGACAACACAGGGCUGUACUUCUGUCAAAGAUGUCACUGGAACACCCUCGCCGUUGUUCCAGCGAGAGUCAUCAGGAAUUGGGAUCUGGACCCAAGGAAAGUCAGUCGUUCUGCCUCUUAAUUGCUUAGAUUAUUGAAUGAACGACUAGUUCUACCAGUGGAGGAAUUGAAUCCGCAACUGUUUACUCUCGUACCGGAUUUAUCGGUGUUGAAGAGAAUGCGGGAGGAGCUUCAAAUGAUGAAAAAAUACUUGGUCUUUUGUCCAGACGCGGAUUUUCAGGGUCUCCCCUGGCGUGUGGGUCUUCGCACACACAUGAUCGAGAAUUCUGCAAAUUACUCCAUGAAAGAUCUGAUCGAUCUUCAGAGUGGAGUUCUCAUGGAAGAAAUAAGUGCAGCAUACGACGCAAUGCAAAAUCACAUAACUGAAUCUUGCGAGUUGUGUCAUGCAAGAGGACAUUUGUGCGAAAAAUGCGAUAACGAGGUCAUAUUUCCGUGGGAUGCCUCAGCUGUUUGCUGUCAUCAGUGCAAGGCUGUGCACCAUCGUGUUUGUUGGUCCAAACGGAAUUACUGUUGCCCCAAAUGCAUGAGAAUAAAAAACGAAUUGCACGAGAGAGUGAAAAUUGUGGCUUUGGGGAGGAAGAGUCAGUUUAAAUAUUAGGUGUGUGAAUAAGUCGUUCCCGUUUUUUGUAAGAGAUGCUGCCACCAAUACUGUGCGAGUAUUCAAUGGUUACAUAUGUGAUAAUCAAAGCUUAUUCAUCUGUCAACAAUUCCACACUAACACAUUAGUUGAAAUUUUUUCGCAUCAUAAAUUUUUGAUAUCGUGAAAAUGUCGAAAUUUGAGCCGAGUCGACGUCAUUUGCGGGAAGUUUCACUUUAUUGGUUCAAUUUGGAGAAAUCUGCUGCCGAGGCGCAUCGAUUGCUUCAGGAAGCUUAUGGAGAAGGUUGUGUCGAUGAUUCAAGUGUUCGCGGAUGGUUUCGACGCUUCAAAAGUGGUGAUUUCGACGUGGAAGACAAGGAGCGUUCCGGGCGGCCGCAAAUCUUUGAAGAUCAAGAAUUGGCGACUUUGCUUGAUGAAGAUUCGUGUCAAACGCAAGAAGACGAUCGCCAAUACUUUCAAUAAUUCAUUUGUAACCAUUUUUUCACAAUAAAGGCUCAAAAUUUGAAAAAAACGGGAAAGACUUAUUCACACUCCUAAUACGAUUGUGUUGUUUUCCGAGAUGAACAAAAUUUACGAUUUUAUAAUUGUCGCAAUAGAACCAAUAUUUACUAUAAAUUAUUAAUUCAUCGUUUUCUUUUAUAACUAACAAUGGUAAUAUGAGUGAUCAUUGAUGUUGAUGAAGAUAAAUAAAUUAAAUUUUUACGCUUACUUGAAAAACUGAUAGUCUUUAUAAUAUUUUCU
Molecule: messenger RNA, 2031 nt
Organism: Diachasmimorpha longicaudata
Lineage: Eukaryota; Metazoa; Arthropoda; Insecta; Hymenoptera; Braconidae
Product: differentially expressed in FDCP 8 homolog
Source: RefSeq, a predicted model, not a curated record